Histoplasma capsulatum G186AR is the source of this 1626-nucleotide messenger RNA. RefSeq lists its product as uncharacterized. The transcript has a single exon. Lineage: Eukaryota; Fungi; Ascomycota; Eurotiomycetes; Onygenales; Ajellomycetaceae. The coding region runs from base 1 to 1626 and encodes 541 amino acids. The record is from RefSeq and is a predicted model, not a curated record.
AUGGAGCCGCUCCCCUCUGUAGAAGAGGGAAAUGGCUCCUCUCCCCCUUCCCCCGUCGCUGCCCAACUCCCGCCAGCCCCGCCAACCAACAAGCAUCCCCCCCCCUCAACACGGUCAGACAGAGCUUCUAAACCCUCCGGUACUUCCCCGGCCGCUUCUAGUCGCCUCCGCAGCGCGUCCCUGAUAUUCCUCGAGUCAAACCCGCCCUCGGGCAUGUGGAUGGCAACUGGAGAUAUUGCUUCUCGCGCUCCAACUCUCAACGAGAUCCGUGCUGGCUGUUUCAGCGCCGAUGGCUGGACGGAGGAAGGCCAGAUCCAACGUUUCAAACUGUCCAGAGCAAAUACCUCUGUGCCGCGCGUUGCCAUUACGAAGUCGAAUGCUCUCCAGGAACAGGAGCAAACGGCUCACUUACGGCGGAGUAAUACGGCUCCUCCAUGGAAUAGCGGCAAUGAUACAAUUACAAUUACAGGAGGAAAAUACAUGAAACAAGGGGACGACUACAUAUCACGUCAAUCCACAGAACGACCACCCACGUUGUCUGUGAAAAGCGCCAUAGAUACUAAAUCCGCGCAAGCAGCCUCCCCUGCCCGCAUCCCCGAUGAAACUGGCACAUAUCCCAACGGCUACCACUUCCCACCAAAACACACAUGGAGCCAAGCCACAAUAAUUGGUCUGAAGGCCUUUGGCCGCUUCGUAAUCACCCCUUUCGGCCUGUUGGUGACAAUCUACGGCCUCAACAUCGUAGCGUGGGGCGCCAUGAUCUUCUUCCUGCUCCUCAACGCAGCGCCCGCACUGUGCAACCCGAGUUGCUCCGCGUCAAACUCGGCGCGCAAAAUCUGGAUCGAAAUCGACUCGCAGAUCCUCAACGCCCUAUUCUGCGUCACGGGCUUCGGCCUCAUCCCUUGGCGCUUCAGGGACUUUUAUUACCUCCUCCAGUGGCGUGCGAUGAACCGCCACGAUGCCCUGCGCAAGCUCGCUGGCGUCCAUAGGAGCUGGUUUAGAUUGCCCGGCAGCGAUCAGCUGCCUGCUAACAUCGGGCCCCCACCCGUUACGUCCCCUUCACACAGGAACAAUAACAGCGGCAGCGACAGCGGCAACGGUAACAACAGCAACGACAAUCACAACAACAACAACAACAACAACAACAACAACACCAACACAGCAGACACCUACACAGAAGAACAACUCGGCCAGUUCCUCCAGAACCCCUCCCUGCCCCUGCCCCUCUCCUCCAUCGCGGCAGCACCUCUAACAGGCGUCCGCGCUCGACCCACAAAGCCAUUCCUCCUCGACAUUGUCGUCUGGAUGUACGUCCUCAACACAGCCCUACAAGCCUGCCUUGCGGGGAUUAUGUGGGGACUUGACAGGUUCACGCGGCCCGGUUGGGCCGUCGGGCUCCUUAUUGCGGCCGGCAGCGUGACUGGGAUGGUUGCUGGUGGGGUUGCGUUUUGGGAGGGGAGGAGGGUGAAGAUGGUUGAGGGGAUCCCUGUUGAGGAAGCGGAUGGGGAGGGGGAGGGGGAGGGGAGAAGGACGGGAGAAAAGGCCGCUGAAGAAGGCUUGGGCUUGGGCUUGGAUAGGAAGAGGACAAAAUCAUGGAGGAAGGCGAAGUGGUAUCGGCGGCUCUGA